Molecule: messenger RNA, 445 nt
Organism: Toxotes jaculatrix (banded archerfish)
Lineage: Eukaryota; Metazoa; Chordata; Actinopteri; Toxotidae
Gene: mrpl53
Product: mitochondrial ribosomal protein L53
Exons: 3
Coding region: 24-350 (108 amino acids)
Cellular component (GO): mitochondrial large ribosomal subunit
Source: RefSeq, a predicted model, not a curated record
GGUUAGAGGUCACUGCAGAAAACAUGGCUGCCCCCAGUAAGGCGACCGUGGUGCUGAAGGCUGUGAAGAAAAUAACGGUUCGGUUUUGUCCGUUUGAGUCCAAUGUCCGGUCCACACGGGAGUUUCUGGCCGUGGUGGGCUCGGAGAAGGCCAGGUCUACCAACAUGAACUGUGAGGUGAUACCCAUGGUGAAACAUGACAAGUCUGAGCCAGUAGUGGAUAUUACUUAUGUGGAUGGAGAACGGCUGGUGAUGAAGGGAGAAAAGCUGACCAGCAGCGAGAUGCUGAGCGCAUUUCGGUCACGCUGCAUAGCCAAGGACCCACAGGCCAAAGGUGCAGCGAAGAAGUGAUCAUCUGCAUGUUGAAUAUGCGUGUGUUGAAUUUAUUUGUAUUUAUCUGUGUACAUUCUUGGAUGUUUAUAAUAAAAGUAUCUCAUUUAAAUGUG